Aspergillus tanneri is the source of this 534-nucleotide messenger RNA. RefSeq names its product cupin domain-containing protein. The record is from RefSeq and is a predicted model, not a curated record. The transcript has a single exon. Bases 1 to 534 code for a protein of 177 amino acids. Lineage: Eukaryota; Fungi; Ascomycota; Eurotiomycetes; Eurotiales; Aspergillaceae.
AUGCUCAGAUCACCAAUAGAUGUCAGAACUACAUCUCGUCAGAUUCCUAAAUGGGGCCAUAUACCUAACACAUCCAUCCAGUCAAAGCCUCUCAUGAUAUAUCAUAAAGCGUUUGAUGCAUCGCCAGAUGACCUCGCGGCACAUUUUGAGGAGGUCGGUGAAGUCAUUCCACAGUGGGUCUAUACCAUGUACAGCGAAACACACUUCCAUAGCACAACGCACGAAGUCCUUGGCGUCGUCUCUGGUCGUGCUCGUCUCUGUUUUGGAGGGGAGAAGAAUCCUUAUCGCUUCGAGCCAACAGUUGAAAAGGGGGACUUGAUCAUCAUUCCUGCCGGUGUAGGUCAUCGACUUUUAGAGGAUCUUGAUAAAGGGGAGAACUUCGAAAUGGUUGGUGCCUACCCACGGGGAAAACAAUGGGAUAUGUGCUAUGGGAAGCCAGGAGAGGAAAGAAAAAUUCGGCAUAUUGAAGAGUUGGAGUGGUUCCAUGGAGAUCCGUUGUUUGGAGCAGAUGGCCCAGUAAUGCAUGUAGGAUAG